UAAGCAAGCAUUUAUAUGGAUUUGCCAUUAACAGAAGAAGGCACGGUCUCUGUUAUAAUAAGGUGUUAUUUGGGAAAAGUCAACUCCCUUUCCCUGUCGGCUACUUUUUUAGGUCUUCGCUGCUGUGCCACACCCCUUCGUAAGGACAUUUGGAACAAUUCGGGCAGCGCUAGUGCUACAGUCCCUAGGGUGCUAUUACGCCCUCUAUCAGGGGCGGUGCCCAAGGCUAAUUGUAUUGGUUCGCGCUGUUUGGGUGUGCAAUCACUACAUUUCCCACAAGGCUCUGCGCGAGUUUCUUGUUGGGGCUCUAGCCACGCAACUCCAGGUAGGACUUCCGGUGAUGUCAGAAGGGGACUGAGAAAGAGCCCCGGGACACAGCGCAAUAAGGGAGUGAAUACGGGAAAGGGCAUUAGCAGGACGUAUAGCAGCAGCCAGACAUACCGGGAAACUUCAGGUCCAUCAAAGAACGGUCUUUCACAGAUUCCCUCUCCCCCCAGAGCCUCUGACAUGGAGGACAGGAGCGAGGAGGGGGGGGACCACACAGCAAUGCCUUCUGCUCCAUCAACACCUCCCAGCAAGAGAAAGAGCAAGUUUGCUGGCUUUGGGAAAUUUUUUAAACCCUGGAAGUGGAGAAAGCGAAAAAGCAGUGAUUCCUUCCGAGAGACAUCAGAGGUCCUAGAGCGGAAAAUCUCUAUGAGGAAGCCCCGUGAAGAGCUUGUAAAAAGAGGUUUACUUGUGGAGGUCCCAGAGGAAGAUGUUAGUAUACCAUCGGAGUCACCCCCACUGAGGAAUGGUCACAUGAGUGUAGAACAUGCUAACCCACCGGAGGACAUUGGAGGGUUAAAAAGGAAGACCCGACAAGACUCAACUGGAUCCCGCCCAAAAUCUGGAGAGACUACUGUGCAACCCCGUGCUACUGCUGAAGUGGCCCCCGUGGAACCUUGUACUGCUACGGAAGUGGCCUCUGUGCAGCCCCAUGCUACUGCAGAAGUUGCCCCCAUUCAACCCCUUGCUACUGCAGAAGUUUCCCCUGUGCAACACUGUGCUACUGCAGAAGUGGCCCCUGUGCAACCACGUCCUGUCUCUGAAGUAGCCUCAGUGCAGCCAUGCCCUGUCUCUGAAGUGGUUCCUGUGCAUCCCCGCCAUCUGUCUGAAAAGAACUCUGAAAAGUAUCGCCCUAUGUCUGAAGUGGCCCCUGGUGCUUCCCGUCCGACCUCUGAGGUUGCCCCUCUGCAGAAAGUGUCCAGAGAUUUCUCAAAGCAACCCCUUUUACCCCCAAAGAGACCACUUUCCAGCUCCUCUUCAGUUACUCAGGAAUCUGUGUUGGGAGGACAAAAACCUGAUCCUAGCACCCGACAGCAGAGCUCGGUCCCUGUUCCCACACCAAGGACCAUUCACCCCCUUCCAUUUUCUAAACAACCACCUGUUCCACCUCCUAAACCUCAGAACCGUAGCAGCAAUCCAUUAAUGGCUGAGUUGAGCUUGGCACUUGGUGGGAGCACAUUAUCACCUGCUGGCUCUCGUCCUUCCCCACCUAUUCCGCCAAAGCGUGUGGUGGUUCCUUCCACAGAUGCUGUAAACAACAAAGAAAAAGCCCUUCGCCCUGCCUCUCUUCCUCCUAUACCAGCAAAUGAAAUUUCCAUACCAUCUCCUCCAUCUCCACCAAUUUCCUCUCACAUUCCAGUGUCUAAUCCCCCAGUUCCCAUGCUUACGCUUGCACCACCUAAUACAGAGGUGGAGAAAGAGCAAUCUGCAUCCCCUUUACCCCUUCACAUCCGCAUUCAACAGGCACUGAACAGCCCCCAGCCGCUGCCAUUGCUGGAUAGUAGCCAGCGAGCGCAGUCCCUGCUUUUUAUGCAAAAUGAAGUGCCUUCUGAAGAAGGAACAAGAGUGAGGUCUCUUCCUGUUACUAUUGAGCUACUCAAAGUGCCUGAUGAUGAUGAUGAUGAUAAUAGCCUGGAAGAUGAAAGCUUAUCUCCAGAAUCUUCUGAAAGUCAUCCAUCAAGGGUUUACAUUGGGGAUGUACCUUCAGUGACAGUAAUACCAAACUAUUUACCAACAUGUGUACAGGAAGAGGAGGAGGAAGAAGAAGAGGGAGUAAGUGACACUGAUUCAGAGGGACCAGUGCUCUACAGAGAAGAUGAUGAGGAGGAGGAGGAAGAGGAAACAAGUUCCUUAGCCAAUAAAGUGAAGAGGAAAGAUACACUGGCCAUGAAACUAAGUGGACGGAUGGGACCCCAUGAUUCCAACCCUGAGUUUCCUCAGCGAAGCCGGGAAGAGUGGAACCAGAUCAGACAGCAGAUUGGCUCCCAGCUGAACAGAAGAUUGAGUCAGAGACCUAGUGCUGAAGAACUGGAGCAGAGAAACAUCCUACAAAAAAAUGAAGCAGACCGUCUGGCAGAGAAAAAGGAGAUUAAGAGACGCCUAACACGCAAGCUCAGUCAAAGGCCAACGGUUGCAGAGCUGGUGGAAAGAAAGAUACUUCGUUUUAAUGAGUAUGUGGAGGUAACUGAUGCUCAUGACUAUGAUAGAAGAGCAGACAAACCUUGGACCAGACUAACCCCUGCUGAUAAGGCUGCAAUUCGCAAGGAGCUAAAUGAGUUCAAGAGCACAGAGAUGGCUGUUCAUGAGGAAAGCAAGCAUUUCACACGGUUCCAUCGACCUUAGUCUGCUGCACUGGGAGGGGGAUCAAAGGAGUAUUAGAGCAAAAAGCACUUAUGUACCCCUCAAGCUGUGCCAACGCCAAGCCUGCCCUCCCACUGACUUACCUCAUUUCUGCAUUCUGAACCUUAGAUGCCUGGCGGAGUAUCUGAUUAGAACUGCUGGAGACUCCAUUAAUUGUUGCCUUUUAUUCCCUUUGUGUAUAUUGGCUGUAUCUGUAAAAGUUGUAAAAUUGGAAGAAUCAUUCCUUUUAGUUGUGGGCAUCAGUUAAUCAUUUAUUCCAUAUGUUAUAUGGAUAUCACAUUCCUCCUCUUGUUUUCUAUGGUUUCCCAAGGUGCCUUAUUGCAGAUAUCCUGAGGGUUAGGGCUGGUCCUCCCUCCUUUCUUUUUAAAACUCACUACAUUUUGAAAUGUCACGAAGACCAGAAGACACUUCUUGGAUGUGACAAGGUUUCCAUUGCCUCCUUUUCUAGGGCUUGCCAUUUUUCAGGAUACAUCUCAGGGAAUGAAGGCUUGCAAAUCAUGGUUAUUUGGUUAAUUCUACAGUGGGCUGCUUAAAGAAUAUAUACCCCAAGCCCAUCAAAAUGUCUUGUAAAUACCUAACAUUGGGUAGUUCCAGCAACCCAACUAAUUAAAGAAUUAACUGAUAAUGAUAUACUCUAAAAAUAGGACUUCCUCCACUGUAAUAUCACACUACGGAUUCUUCUGUGUUGGUACUGUAGCAUUGUACAAAUGUAAAAGAAUGGGCCACCAAUGGUGGGAGGCAUUGGUGCAGUUGGUUCCCUAUAAGCCUUUGUUAAACCUUUAUAUGUUUCUUGCAUGUAAUGGAGGCAACAAAGGCGAAAAAUUAAGCCUUAAUCAUCACUUUAAUGUGCUUUAUUAACCUGUUCACUGGAUGGAAUGAAUGAGAUAUUAUAUAUCUGUAUAAAUACAGGUCUCCUCCUGACAUAACCAAGUGACAAACACAACUGGAAAAUUCUGCCCAAAUUUGUACAUAUACUUGGAUUUGAACUGAGUAUGUAUAUGUUUGACUAGAUCUGAAUUUUAAUCCAUAAAAUAAAAAUAUUAUUUUAGUGAUAA
Messenger RNA from Xenopus tropicalis (tropical clawed frog), 3740 nucleotides. It is a transcript of the gene phactr4, whose product is annotated as phosphatase and actin regulator 4. Lineage: Eukaryota; Metazoa; Chordata; Amphibia; Anura; Pipidae. Gene Ontology annotation, cellular component: cytoplasm; lamellipodium. Gene Ontology annotation, molecular function: actin binding; protein phosphatase activator activity; protein phosphatase 1 binding. The record is from RefSeq and is a predicted model, not a curated record. The coding region runs from base 16 to 2667 and encodes 883 amino acids. Gene Ontology annotation, biological process: closure of optic fissure; neural tube closure; negative regulation of integrin-mediated signaling pathway. The transcript is spliced from 13 exons.